This is a messenger RNA of Artibeus jamaicensis (Jamaican fruit-eating bat), 2923 nucleotides long. RefSeq names its product NOP protein chaperone 1 (gene NOPCHAP1). Bases 54 to 614 code for a protein of 186 amino acids. Gene Ontology annotation, biological process: box C/D snoRNP assembly. Gene Ontology annotation, molecular function: box C/D methylation guide snoRNP complex binding. The transcript has 4 exons. The record is from RefSeq and is a predicted model, not a curated record. NCBI's taxonomy places the organism in Eukaryota, Metazoa, Chordata, Mammalia, Chiroptera, Phyllostomidae.
CCUCUUUCCUGCAUCCGGGUCUGGGUGGUCGGCUCCGGAAUCCAGCUAGUGGCAUGGAGGUCCACGGCGAAACCCAGUCCAGUCUGACCUCUUCCUCGUCCCCCAAGGAUGGCUCUGGGGUCCCGGUGUCCAAGGAGUUGCUGACGGCGGGGAAUGGCGGCCACGGAGGUAUAUGGGACAGAUUGCUCAUCAACUCCAAGCCUAAUUCCAGAAAGAAUUCCACUCUUCAAACAGUUCGGAUAGAGAGGAGUCCCUUAUUGGACCAAGUGCAGACCUUUCUCCCACAGAUGGCUCAGGCGAAUGACAAGCUAAGGAAAGAAAUGGCAGCUGCACCACCUGGUCAUUUCAAUAUUGAAAAUAUUGAUGAGACACUUGAAAAAGUCAUACAAAUGGAUGUGGCCUUGUUUGAGAUGAAUCAGUCUGGUUCAGAAAAAGAGGACAGUUCGGAAGAGAAUUCUCAGGCCAGUUCAGAGGACAGCUCAGAAUCUGAGGAUGAAGAUGCCAGCGCCUCCUCCGAAGUCACCAUAGAUAACAUUAAGCUUCCUCACUCGGAAGAUGGGAAAGGCAAGAUAGAGGUUUUGGACAGUCCUGCCAGUAAGAGAAAGAAGGAGUGAAAUCAAUGACGUCAGGGACAGGUGAUCUGUGCCUUCUCAUUCUGAAGAAAAGAAUGUGGCUCGCUAGUGGUUUUGCAUUUCAGGUGUUGGGUGCUGUCGUGUGGUAUCGGAUGUGCUUUGGUUCUCGGACAAACAGAGGCUGACUUAUAAAGAGUUGGAAUAGGUUCAUUUGGUGAUCUUCUAAGAGCAGACUGUCCUUGAUCUCAUGCUGAAGAGAUUUGGUUUAGAAAGCUCAACUCCAUUUUUGGUGACGAGUGAAUUUGUUGGCAUCUCAGACUGACUGAUUUUUUAAUCUUCACCCAAGGGCAUUUUUUCAUUACUUUUUAGAGAAGGAGGAAGAGCAGGGGAGUGGUAGGGGAAGAAAUAUCCCCGCGAGAGAGAAACAUCAAUGGGUUGCCUCCUGUAUGUGUCCUGAGUGGAGAUCAAACCCGAAACCUUUUGGUUUACUGGAUGAUGCUGUAACCAACUGAACUAUACCAGCCAGGGCUCACACUUAUUUUAAAGUAAAAAUAUAAAUCACUUGUUCAUUUUUGUUUUAAAUUACCAUCUCAGAUAAAACAACCUAUGUGGAUUUUUUUGUUAUUAUCACUUCAAAUUUGUUUGUUAGCAUCAAAGUGGGUUUAGUGAGAGCAAAAUGUUUAAAAUAGCUCUUUUACAACAGAAAGAAUUACUUAGAUUUAGCUACCUUUGGGCAUAUGUCCUUUCAUUUAAAAAAUAUGUUCUUUUCCAGUAUGAGCUGGAAAACUGGUUCUCCUUGGUUUUAAUCACUAUUGGUAACUGUAGGCACUCAAUGGAUAUAGAAUUUACUGGUUUGAAAAAUUCAUGGUUUUUUUGUUUUCUUUUUUUUUAUAAAGCAAUUUUUUUCCCUCAGUUACUAGAACUAUUCUACACAGUUGCCCACAGUUUGAAACCUGUCAAAUGUAGAGAACAGGGACACCAGAGCAAAAAUAGGGCGCAGAACAUGAAAAGGUAAUAGCAGUUUUUCCAUUAAAAGGCAAAGAUGGUCCUACACUGGAGUCGACUUCCCGCCUCACCGUCAGCCUCAUUAAACGGUUUCAGGUCCCAUCUGCCGUUGGGCUGGCUCGGCUCAGGGUCUGGACCUGAGAGUUUAAGGGACUGUCUCCACGUAGGUUGCUGAUGGAAUUUUGUCCCCUAAUGUUCUAAGGCUUUCUUUUAACUUUUCCCUAUUCCUUCUCAAUAGUGAAAUAUUCAAUAGGGAAAAUACCACAGGACACGAACAAGUAACAAAAAAUUGUUCAGCUCCAUUUAUCAAAGAAAUACAAAUGAAACCAAGGUUGUGCCAUAUUUUGCCAUGUGUGAUGCACACUAUUUGCCCAUAUUUUUGAGGGAAAAACAAGGGUGCGCAUUAUGGGCAGUGCUAAUUCCAUGUCUGUAUAAAUGCUUUUAAUUCUUUAACUCAUACUUAGGCAUUAAAAGUGUAACUCUAGGAGGCAAUAAUAGAUCCAUAUCCAAAAUAAUACCCUGGGAUACAAUAAUUGGUUUUGUUUCUAAAUAUAAAUAAAUUAAAAAUUGAAUUAAAAAAUUAAAACGAGAGAUUUCUCCUCUAAAAGUUUGGUCCAAAAAUGUGGGUGCACGUUACACACGGCAGGAUACGAAUGUGGUGACUUUUCACCCGUCAGCUUGGCAGAUGGAACUUGCCUCGCCUUUCUGAGUGUCAGUGCGGCUCUGAGUGUUUUCCGUUUGGUUUACUGCCAUUCCCACGCCCAUACAAAUUCAUCGAGCUGUACGCCUAAUGUUUGUGCACUUAAGUAUGGCAUACCUUAAAUUAACAGCUGUUUUGUGUAUAAGCAGUUUGCCUUGCGGUCUGUUGGAAAGUCAGUCACUGUGGUGCUUUGGUUGGUCCGGCCCUGUGCUUUGCCAGCCUGACGUUAGGUGAGAGCAUGGCAGCCGUUCGGAGAACAGUUCUGCUCCUGCUAAGGCUGACCAGGUGUUCUCUUCAGACUUGUGCCUCAUUAUGUCGUCCACGGCUCUGUGAUAGUCAUAAAUCAGAAAAUUAGGUGUGAUGGUCUUUGAAGCAAAAAUUUCAUUCUGAAGGAAUCUGCCAUCUGUUCUCGUAGUACUUUAAUUACGCAUCAGACAUGUAUGCGCACACACAGCAAUGCCUUGCAGGGUUCCUCAUGGUUGUGUUCGUGGGCCUGUGCCCACUGUUGUAGUAGGAAAGACGAGAAAAAGGUUGUCUUACUUUCACCUGUACUUCCCUCCGUGCCUGGUGUGUGUAUAUUUAUACAGUGCCUUUCACUUGGUUGAAAUGUACAAUAAAUACUCAUUAAACUAGUUUUUUCUCUUUG